CAAUCUUAUUAAUACUUUAACAAUGACUGAUCCUAUUGCAAGGACAACACCCAGACCUAAAGUUUCUUUAACCAUUUAUAAUAGAUUAAUUAAAAACGAAACCAAGCCAGCACAAAGCAUAAAGUUAGAACAAUGGAAACGGCUGCAAGAAUUAAAGAGAAGACGAGAAGAAGUUCAAAUUAGCUGUAAUAAGAAAAAAAAAAAACAAGACGAUCGUUUGUCCACAAACUAUCAACAAGAAGUAGACUUAAAACGUUCAGAUUCAUUAUCUUCAUCAAGUCAAACUACUUCACAGUCAUCAAUAGGCCUUUUCGAUCAGACAAUUCGUCAAACUAUACCAAAAAGUCUAAUAAAAUAUGUAAAUAUGAAUUCUCAUUUGAAAGAUGUAGAUCAUGGCCGCCUAGCUCCAAAGGGCCGAUUAGAGAAAGAACUUGAUAAAGCUGUAGAAAACGGUGAUUUGGAACUAGCUUCAAAAAUUAGCGAUCAGAUUUCACAAAGGAAUUUUGAAAACACAAUGCGAGAAGCAAUAGAACGUAAAGAAUACGAUGAAAGAAAAAAACACGAAGAAGAAUUAAAAGCAAAAAAGAAAAAACCAAAAUUAAAAUGGGGAUUUGAAUCAAAACAUCGUUGGGAGACUAAAAGCAAUAUGUAA
Molecule: messenger RNA, 652 nt
Organism: Scutellospora calospora
Lineage: Eukaryota; Fungi; Glomeromycota; Glomeromycetes; Diversisporales; Gigasporaceae
Source: the annotation of a GenBank genome assembly